CACGCCCCUGCCGCUGUGGCGCGCACCGACGCUCUUCCACGUCUCCGCUCCCGCGGGCCCAAUGGUCGGAGAAGGCUGCGUGUACGAGCAAGGCCGGGAAAAAACAUGGCGGCGCCCGUCUUAAGAGUGUCCACCCCUCGAUGGGAAAGAAUAGCCAGGUUCCUCGUUUGCCUCUUAGGAAUACUGCUGUCCGUGUACGCGUUUCACGUGGAAAGGGAGAAAUCUCGGGAUGCCAACUACCAGGCCAUGUGUGACUUGAGCAACUCUAUAAGCUGCUCCAAAGUGUUCGGCUCAAGAUGGGGUCGAGGAUUCGGUUUGUUUGGGUCCAUCUUCGGUAACAACAGUGCAAUAAAUCAGCCAAACAGUGUCUACGGACUGUUGUUUUACGUCUUUCAGCUGUUAUUAGGCUUGACCGUGAGCGCGAUGGCCGCCCUGAUUCUCAUGACCACGUCCAUCGUCUCAGUGAUAGGCUCGAUGUACCUGGCCUACAUCCUCUACUUUGUCCUGAAAGACUUCUGCAUCAUCUGCAUUACCACAUAUGCACUGAACUUCAUUCUACUCGUGCUCAAUUACAAGAGGCUGGUCUACUUGAACGAGGCCUGGAAGCAACAACUAAAGCGGGACUAAAAGGAAGGAAAAAAACAGAAAUACAAGGAUAAAAAGGAAAAAAAAUGAAAGAAAAGAGAAACGUGACCUCCGAACAUUUGACUUGCCAUCGGGAGACCUUGCUUUCAAACCAGUGUCUAUUCUGAGUUAAAAAAAAAAAAAGAAAAGAAAAAGAAAAUACCCAAUCUGAAGAGAAUUAAAAUCCUAGGGCCACAGAUCACAAGUUCAUUCGUGUUGACAGAGGAAGGAUUUAAUCAGGAAAAAUAAUUGGGGGCUGUUCAGGGGUGGUGUUAUUUUGUUCUUUUUCUUUUUUUUCUUCGUCUUUUCUUUUUUUUUUUCUUUUUCCGGUUAUCGCUCACGAGGGUUGGGUCUAGUAUUAGCGGCGUCAAAGAAAUCUCACAAAAGCACUUGCAGAGAAACAGCUCCGAGUCCGGACAGAGGAAGUGAAGCGAAGAACAAAGCGAACAGGACGAGUGUAGAAAAGGAACAAGCCUGUCGCAUGGUGCUUACUUGAAUCCAGAGGAGAAAUCUCAUUCCUUUGUAGAACGGUACAUCAACUGAAUUAUGACCUUUUUAAAUUAAUAAAAGUGCACGAUCAUGAGGUUUAUGUACAGUUCACAGAGGUAAUUCCAUUAAAAGACCUAAAAAGGAUAGUAAUUGUUAAACAAAUAAAUUGCAAUUUUAUGUUUACAGUAUUUCUCUCUCUCUCUCUCUCUCUCUCUCUCCUUUUUUUCUUUUCUUCCUCUUCAUUCUUUCUUUGAGUAAGACCACUAAUUUUAAACUAUGAGAGAAUUGUGAGAUGGUGUCUUUGGGAGAUCAAAAUCAUUAUAUCAUCUACAAUUUUGUUUUAUCUUGCAGGUCUCUAGGUAGAUAACGUGUUAAAAUUUACUUGGACGGUUUUUGUUUUAUUGUUUAAACAAAAAAAAAAAAAAACCCCCAUACAACAACAAAGUAAAGCAACCUUACGUCUGACAAGUAAAAACAAAACAUGUUUGACUUGAGACGGUUCCACCUUACAGUUGUGUUGUAGAUCUGCACCGAGCUCUCACAUUCCAGUUUUUUACUCAUCGUAGCGAUUUAAUAGGCAUCUGUUUAGUUUGUUGAGUUUAGUCAUCGUUUGUUUAAAUUAAACGUAAGAAAGGGGUAAGCUCUAUCCUAGUCCUAGUUCAGGCAUUGUGUGUGUUUAGGAGGGGACUCGGAGAUCAAGGUGGUGAAAAGACUAAGUGGUGAAGGCGUCUGCAGCGCGGCGCGUUCUUCUCUCCUCGACCCUGCUGAGACAGCUCUUCAGACAAGCUCCCUUUUCUGUACUCUGUUGUAAAUACUCUUGUAUGUCAGCAUUCCUGUACACACAGUAACAUUCACUAGAGAAUAAUGUGCCUAAAAUUUCCUUUUUUUUUUUUUUUUGUCCUUGACUUGAAAUGUGUUGUACUUUAAAAGUAUUUCAUUGUG
Tachysurus fulvidraco (yellow catfish) is the source of this 2055-nucleotide messenger RNA. It is a transcript of the gene vkorc1l1, whose product is annotated as vitamin K epoxide reductase complex, subunit 1-like 1. Bases 106 to 627 code for a protein of 173 amino acids. Gene Ontology annotation, biological process: peptidyl-glutamic acid carboxylation; vitamin K metabolic process. Lineage: Eukaryota; Metazoa; Chordata; Actinopteri; Siluriformes; Bagridae. The record is from RefSeq and is a predicted model, not a curated record. Gene Ontology annotation, molecular function: vitamin-K-epoxide reductase (warfarin-sensitive) activity. The transcript has 3 exons.